GCCGCCGGCUUCGCGGCCGAGGAGCUCGUCAAACGUAUCACUGGAAAAGAUGACCUUGCUGUGGAUGCAUCUGCAAGUGGCAGAGUGAAUUUCUACCCCUGGACAAUAGAUAAUAAAUAUUAUUCUGCAGAUAUUCAUCUCUGUGUGGUACCAAGCACAAUUCUUGUUACAGGAGAGAUUGCUGAAUCUGUACAAGCAUUUGUGGUUUACUUUGACAGCACAAUAAGAUCUGGACUUGAUAGUGUCUCUGAAUGGCUUCCCCUAACAGAGGAGUGGUUACCUGAAGUCAUGAUCCUGGUCUGUGACAGAGUCUCUGAAAAUGGUGUCAAUAGGCAGCAAGCUCAAGAAUGGUGCAUCAAACAUGGCUUUGAACUGGUAGAACUUAGCCCUGAGGAGCUGCCUGAUGAAGAUGAUGAUUUUCCAGAAUCCACAGGAGUGAAACGAAUUGUACAAGCCUUGAAUGCCAACUCCAAUCCGCCGUCGGCAGACAGAGAAGAAUCCCCCUUGGACAGCAGGGAAGAUGCAGCCAGCACAAACGACCUGCAGAUUGACAGCCUUGUAGAUCCCAUGUUAGAUAUGGAUAUUCAAGAACUAGCCAGCCUGACCACAGGAGAAGGCGACCUGGAGAACUUUGAGAGGCUGUUCUCAAAGCUGAAAGAAAUGAAAGAUAAGGCAGCAACGUUGCCUCAUGAGCAGAGGAAACUACAUGCAGAAAAGGUGAGGUCGGAAACUGGCAUUGAGAUUAUUAAAACGGACACCAGUUUUAUGGGGUUUUCCUCUGAGUAG
Messenger RNA from Tinamus guttatus (white-throated tinamou), 786 nucleotides. The record is from RefSeq and is a predicted model, not a curated record. NCBI's taxonomy places the organism in Eukaryota, Metazoa, Chordata, Aves, Tinamiformes, Tinamidae.